Molecule: messenger RNA, 677 nt
Organism: Symphalangus syndactylus (siamang)
Lineage: Eukaryota; Metazoa; Chordata; Mammalia; Primates; Hylobatidae
Product: large ribosomal subunit protein eL14-like
Biological process (GO): translation; ribosomal large subunit biogenesis
Cellular component (GO): ribosome; cytosolic large ribosomal subunit
Molecular function (GO): RNA binding; structural constituent of ribosome
Source: RefSeq, a predicted model, not a curated record
ACCGAGCGCCGCCAAUAUGGUGUUCAGGCACUUCAUGGAGGUUGGCCGGGCAACGUACGUCGCCUUUGGACCUCAUGCUGGAAAAUUCAUUGUGAUCAUAGAUGUUAUUGAUCAGAACAGGGCUUUGGUUGGUGGACCUUGCGCUCAAGUGAGGAGACAGGCCAUGCCUUUCAAGUACAUGCAGCUCAUUGAUUUCAUCCUCAAGUUUCCACACAGUGCCCACCAGAAUUAUGUCCCACAAGCCUGGCAGAAGGUAGACAUCAAUACAAAAUGGGCAGCCACACGAUGGGCCAGGAAGAUUGAAGCCAGAGAAAGGAAAGCCAAGAUGACAGAUUCUGAUCAUUUUAAAAUUAUGAAGGCAAAGAAAAUGAGGGACAGAAUAAUCAAGAAUGAAGUUAAGAAGCUUCAAAAGGCAGCUCUCCUGACAGCUUCUCCCAAAAAAGCACCUGCUGCUAAGGGUGCUGCUGCAGCUGCUGCUAAAGUUCCAGCAAAAAAGAUGACCGCUGUGGGCAAGAAGGCUCCAGUGCAGAAGGUUCCUACCCAGAAAGCCACAGGCCAGAAGGCAACACCUCCUCCAAAAGCUCAGAAGGGUCAAAAAGCUCCAGCCCAGAAAGCCCCUGCUCCAAAGGCAUCUGGCAAGAAAGCAUAAGAGGCAACUAUAAAAAGCAAUAAAGGUU